This is a messenger RNA of Acanthopagrus latus (yellowfin seabream), 2769 nucleotides long. RefSeq names its product C-type lectin domain family 4 member E-like. The transcript is spliced from 8 exons. The record is from RefSeq and is a predicted model, not a curated record. Lineage: Eukaryota; Metazoa; Chordata; Actinopteri; Spariformes; Sparidae. Bases 51 to 839 code for a protein of 262 amino acids.
AACUUAUCUUGCAACCUCAUUGAUGGUUAGUCAGAACAGAAAACAGUGGAAUGGCUGAAGCUGAUGCAGUGUACAUUAAUGCUGGGUUCACAAAAUCAAAGGGAAAUGCCACAGUUGAGAUGUUGAACAGCGAGCCAUCAGCAGAGCUGCCUGGCUCCCAACAACAAGCAGCUGGAGGGUCAAAGGUCACAGCAGAGAGAGUGGCUGUAGUGGUUCUCCUGACUGCUGCUGUCAUUGCUUUUGGUUAUACCCGUUAUGAACACCAUCAAACCACGGAACAUCUCCAGAAGCUGACUGAUGAGAAUGCAGCCAUGAGAAAGAAUAUCACAGAGACACGCUGUGAGGUGAUAACGGUGCAGAAACCCUGUCCACAACCUCCUGUGGAUACAUGUCACAAAUGUCAAGAAGGCUGGGAGCAGAAUGGACCACAGUGCUACUUUUUCUCCACUGAUAAAUUAAUCUGGGAAGAGGCCAGAGAGAAAUGCCGACAGAAUGGAGCAGAUCUGGUUAAGAUAGAGAGCGAGGACAAGCAGUCAUUCCUGAUACAGAGACUGAGAGACAAGAUGGCAGAGGAUGAGGACAUGUUCUGGAUAGGACUGACAGACUCAGUGACAGAGGGCACAUGGUUGUGGGCAGACGGGACACCACUGAACGAGAGUUUGACAUUUUGGAGUAAGGUAGAGCCAGACAACUGGAACGGGGAGAAUGCAGAUGGAGAGGACUGUGUGAGGAUGGGAACACAAACUGGAUCAGGCCUGAAGUGGUGGUCAGAUAAAUCCUGCACAGCACCUCAGAAACGUAUUUGUGAGAAAUCAGUGGAAACCGGAAUGAAUGUUUAAGUUUCUGUCGGUGUGACGGUUAUCAAAAUGUUUGACUGUGGAGCUCAGUGGUUUUAUCCCCAGAUAACUGCUGUUUACAUUUUCAAAUGCUUCUUAAAAAAGAUAAGCUACAGGGAACAGAGAGGAGCAGGGAUGAUGUAUGUAUGCAGGCCGGUGCUGUCGACAGAAAGCCUUUGGGAUUUAUGAUACUUACAUGUUUUUUUCAGCCAGAUAAAUUUAACCACUUGAGGAAGGGGUGCACUCCAAAGAGAGGAGUGGCAUUUGAGUGUUGUGUCAAACUGAGGUGAAAGUUGUAUUUUGCCCUUCGUGGGAUUAAGGCUGAACAUGUUCUUUUAUUUUUUUGUUUAUUUGUUUUAAUUUCCAAUUUUGUCCAUUUUGCCACUUGGGACCUUAUUUUUUAAAAACUCUGCAUGCUGUUGAUGAUGAAAGAAUAAUGUUUUUGCCACUGUUUGAAUUGUGCAAUAAAAUAAACAUGAAACAUGAAAGUUUGUCCAAAAAAAUCAUGUUUUAGGGUGAAAUGACGCCAUGUUGCUCAACAGGUCACCAACAUGGUCGCCAGCUCCAACUAUCUGACAUGAUGCGUAUUCAAGUAUUAAAAGUAAUUUUCUGCCUGUGAAUGUAUUCAAGUAUAUCAAUAACAGAAGUACAAAUAAACUCUAACUCGAACUUAUAUUCAAUGUAUGUAUAAACUGUAUACUCAGUGUUAAUUUGGCGUAUCGACCAGACCAAUUAUCAGAUAAUAUUCAGCAUUUUUCCGAUUAUCAGAAUCAGGGAUUUUCUUUUUAAUCCAACUGAGGAUAUAAUUAUUUUAAAAAGUGCUUCUUCGGGUCUGAUGCAGCAUGAAAUCUGCAAAGUUAUCUAACGUUAUCAAAUAGAUGUAGUGGAGUAAAAUGUGCAACAUUUGCCUCCAAAUGUGGAGGAGCAGAAGUAUAAAGUAGCAUAACACUGAAAUACUGCUAAAGUUGUACUUUACAGUACAGUACUUGAGUAAAUGAACUUAGUUACAUUCCAUCACUGUACGAUAAUACAAAGUAAGAUAAAGCAAAGAUCACUAUUCAGUAUUUUUAUUAUCUAAAAAUAAAAAUAAAUCUCAAGUCACAACUAAAAGCUUAAACAUUCACUGUUCAAAGGACAAAAACAAAACAAAAGACAUGACAACUGUAAAUCAGCAGAAGACUUAAACUGUUUUCUCUUCUUGAUUUUCUUUUUCUCUUUUAAAGUUGAACAACCUCAGGAGCUGAUCCUGUUCUGAAGUGUUAGACCCGUGUUAGAUCUGCUCUAAGAUCAGACUGAUACAAGUGAGACAGCUUCAAAGAAAAACUGAUUAACAUAGUUAAGGCCUUAAAACAAAGCUACCAUUUCUCCAGACUGGGGAAAUUCCCCAGUUUGCACCAAAAUACACACAAAAAAGAGGAAAUCUGCUUCAGAAUUUGCGGUUUGUUAACUUAAGUAAGUAAAAACAGGAAGGAAAGUCCUGCUUCAUAAACAAUCCACAGCAGCUCGGCUCAGCUACACGUCUGCACUGCACACAGAUUUCACACAGCUGGAAGUUAUCUGGAUCGCUGCUCUUCGCUCUUUUAACCAGUGAAUUCUUACAGACGGCUGCUGGAGUGAACGAAGCCAAAAUGACUGGAUGCAGCAGCUCAGUCAUUCAGGUUUCACAGUUGCAUUCAAGGCAGCAUUUACCCAUAAUUGAAGGAAAACUGGUUGUUGAACUCCAACUUCUAUCUGAACUCUGGCUGGUUGUUUGAGUCCAGAACAGUCUGAUAUGCAGGUCAGCGGUUUACUCCUCAUGAGUCCUUGGCUGUGUAGACUUUUAAACGUGGACAUGAGCCUUCAACAUUCGGCAAAACGUUGAAACAUGAUUUUGUGAAAACCUGCAGAUGUCUUAAUGAAAGAGUUCUGUUUUUUUUGUAGUUUAAAUCAAAAA